AUGAGCAAACGCAAAACCAACAGCACCUCACGCACUCCUCUCAUUCAAGACACACACGAAUUUGAAGACAUUUUCCAAAACGUGUUUCAAUUCAUGGAGACUUGUGAAAUUUAUCCACUCCAACAUGUUUCAUCCUUCUUUUUUCAAAUGAUUGAAAAAUUAAAACAAUUCUACAUACGUCCAGUGUAUGAAAUUGGCAUUGUUUCUCAUCACAAAGAACAACUCGAAAGCUUUGUUCGUCAACAACUUGGUUUCUCCCGUGGACUCAUUCCGACUCUCUCUUCGGAAGAAAUUGAAAAAUUGAGAAAACAAAGAACCAAUUCCACCUAUUUACAGUAUGGCUAUUAUGGAUAUCAUCCUUCACAGAGUGACAAUAAUCAAUUCGAUACUUCGGAACUCAAUGAUGGAGAAGCGUUGAAAAAUGUGAAUUUUUCAUCGAGUCAAAUUCAUGUCUUUGAGAGAAUUGAGAGACACAUGAUUUUUAAACAAGAUCGAUUUCGAGUUAUUUUCUUUCCAUUAUUGUGUGAAAAAAAGACAAGUGUUGCUGUGGAUGAUUUUAAUCGAUUGGAAGGAUUCAUCUUUUUAAAACCUGAAAAGUUGGACUCGUUUGAAUCCAUGCCAGAAGGUGCACAAAUUACAUCAAAGUACACACCAUUGGAUCAACCACAGUUGAAAAUGCCUGUCAAGAAAUAUGGCCUUGUGAAUAUGCUUAAAAACGGAACACGAGAACAAAUCAAUAAUUCUUUAUUGGAAUGUCUCAUGUAUAUUAUGCAAAAUUCGAAUCGAUGUCUCAAAUUGGAUCACUCCAUCAGUACCAUGAGAGAAAUGGAUCCAUCCAAUAGUGGUAGUAGUAGUAGUAAUGGUGGCCAUGAACAACAAUUCACAAACAUCAUCUCAAAAACAUCAACAAAUGCCUCUCUCAAAUUAUUAGAUUUAAUUCAUCAUAUCAUUGUUUGCAAAAUGAGUAAUGAAGAACUCUCUCAAUAUUUCACACAAUUAUUUCAAAACAGAUAUUCUCUGUAUCAUUUAUUAAUGACCAAAGACAUUCGAUACAUGACCAAACGAUUAAGUUUUUUUAAUUUACCAUAUCCGACACAAGUGAAACUGUUGAAACGACUCUACAGUGCCUUAAUUGCAACAGUAGAUUCUUUUUCACACAAUGAAGGUGGCUGUGUGAAAAUUAAACAUUCAUCGGAUGAUCUUGUCGUGACACUUUUGCAAGAUUACUUGUACGAAAAGGAUUCGUAUGGAGAUGAAAAGGAAAUGCGUGUUCGAAUGGUUCAAAUUCAUUUUCAUUUAUUGACCGAAAAGGUUGAUUUUGUGUAUGAGGAAAAUUAUGAUGUAUCGAAAAAUUUACGAAAGAAUUGUAUUGUGUGUUGA
Messenger RNA from Naegleria lovaniensis, 1380 nucleotides. RefSeq lists its product as uncharacterized. The record is from RefSeq and is a predicted model, not a curated record. The transcript is spliced from 2 exons. Bases 1 to 1380 code for a protein of 459 amino acids. NCBI's taxonomy places the organism in Eukaryota, Heterolobosea, Eutetramitea, Acrasida, Naegleriidae.